Rhagoletis pomonella (apple maggot) is the source of this 2009-nucleotide messenger RNA. RefSeq names its product serine/threonine-protein kinase RIO1 (gene RIOK1). The transcript is spliced from 3 exons. Gene Ontology annotation, molecular function: protein serine/threonine kinase activity; ATP binding. Lineage: Eukaryota; Metazoa; Arthropoda; Insecta; Diptera; Tephritidae. Gene Ontology annotation, biological process: maturation of SSU-rRNA. The record is from RefSeq and is a predicted model, not a curated record. Gene Ontology annotation, cellular component: preribosome, small subunit precursor; cytosol. The coding region runs from base 113 to 1912 and encodes 599 amino acids.
CUAGCUAAACGCUGCCAAGCAGCAGCACGUGUAGAUUCCUCCAAUUGUUUAGUUUAAUUUUAAUUUUAGUAAAUUUUUUACCUACCAAGAAAAGUUAAAGAUUGAUUUAGCAAUGACCGAAUCGGAUUCACACCAGUUUAGUGAUGCUGAGGAGGACGAGGAAAUACCCUACAAGAAUAAUUUGGUAAAUAACUUUAACAAGAUGACAUUGAAACAUGUCACGUUUAAGGACAUCAAAGAGGAUGUUGCACAAAACGACGACUUAAACCAAAAAAGUGGUGACCAAAGUCCGGAAGAGCAGAAUGAGGAUGACGAUGAUGACUAUGACUACCACGAAGACAGUGACGACACAUAUGACUAUGAAGAAUCGUACACAGGCUACCAAAAGCACAAUGCUCAAACGGCUCAAAUUUCUCUCAACCACACUGCUGGCGGAUCUGCGGGCACCGCAAGUGCAAGUAGUGCUUCGCAAGCAAAGCGUUUGAACAGCUUUCAACCAAAUGAAAAACUACUGCGACGUUACUCCGCACGUAUAAAUGUAGAAAAAUACGAUCCUAACGCAAAUAUGAGUGCGCAGGCCGCCAAUAAAUUAGUUACAUUUGAUCGCCGUCAAGAAGCUGAACGUGUUCGCGUACGUGAUAAGCAUGACCGCGCCACUGCCGAACAAGUGAUGGAUCCUCGAACGCGCAUGAUACUGUUCAAACUUUUAAAUCGUGGUUUCAUACAAGAAAUCAAUGGCUGCAUCUCAACUGGCAAGGAAGCAAAUGUUUAUCACGCAGUCUCGAAGGAUGGCGACGAGUAUGCUAUAAAAAUCUAUAAAACGUCCAUACUGAUUUUUAAAGAUCGUGACAAGUAUGUGUCAGGUGAAUUUCGUUUCCGUCACGGCUAUUGCCGCCACAAUCCACGCAAAAUGGUACGUACCUGGGCAGAGAAAGAGAUGCGUAACUAUCUGCGCAUGCAUAAUGCUGGUGUGCCUGUGCCCGAACCACUGCUGCUGCGCUCACAUGUGUUGGUGAUGCGUUUUUGUGGCAAAAAUGGUUGGCCCUCACCGAAGUUGAAAGACGUUGAAUUGACCACAUCAAAGGCGCGUGAAUUGUACCGCGAAUGCGUGGUGCUUAUGUGGCGUAUUUAUAACAAAUGCAAAUUAGUGCACGCAGACUUAUCAGAAUUCAAUAUAUUGCUGCAAGAUGGACAGCUAAUAAUUAUCGAUGUGAGUCAGUCAGUAGAGCACGAUCAUCCGCAUGCAUUCGACUUCUUGCGCAAAGAUUGUGCAAACAUAUCAGACUUUUUUCGAAAACGUUCAGUGGCCACAAUGACAGUGAAGGAGCUAUUCGACUUUAUUACAGAUCAAUCGAUUACUGAAGAAAACAUGGAGGCAUGCCUAGAGCGUAUUUCUGAACAGAUUAAAGAUCGGGACUUUGAGGCAAUUACGGCGCAAGAAAAAAUCGAUGAAGCUGUUUGGCAGAACACGUAUAUACCAAAACGUCUAGAUGAGGUGCGACACUUUGAACGCGACGUGGAUAAGGCGAAAAAAGGCGUGAAACAAGAUCUUAUCUAUGGCAAAAUCACUGGCUUAAAUGCCGAGCUAAAUGUGCAGAAAAAGCCAGAUAUUCUUGUACAGGCUGAAACAAUAGAAGAUGAGAAUCUAAAAAAUUUGCAAGAUAAAGAAAAUAUUGCGGAAAAUGCAGGUCAAAUAGUCGGCGGUUCUACUGGCUCAAGUGAUGAUGAGGAAGAUUCUGAGGCUGAGGGUAACACAAGUUUUGUGAAGUCACCACGUCUACGCGAUGAAUCUCCUAAUAGUAAAAAAGCGCGGAAGAAGGCUGUCAAAGAGGCAAAGGCAGAAAAGCGCAAAGUAAAAGUGAAAAAGCAUGUCAAAAAACGCAAAGAAAAGUUGGCGAGUACGCGCAAAUGAGGCAUAAAGUGUAAUUUUUAAAUAGUUUUAUUUAUAUGCUUUUAAAAUAGUAAGUUUAACAUUCUAAAUGAAAUUAGAAGACAAAAAAAAAUAAUAA